This is a messenger RNA of Bufo bufo (common toad), 540 nucleotides long. RefSeq names its product transcription factor HES-5-like. The transcript is spliced from 3 exons. NCBI's taxonomy places the organism in Eukaryota, Metazoa, Chordata, Amphibia, Anura, Bufonidae. Bases 35 to 508 code for a protein of 157 amino acids. Gene Ontology annotation, cellular component: nucleus. Gene Ontology annotation, biological process: regulation of transcription by RNA polymerase II; regulation of neurogenesis; anterior/posterior pattern specification. Gene Ontology annotation, molecular function: RNA polymerase II cis-regulatory region sequence-specific DNA binding; protein dimerization activity; DNA-binding transcription factor activity, RNA polymerase II-specific. The record is from RefSeq and is a predicted model, not a curated record.
UCAAAGAUAUAUCUGCCAGUACAGUGCAUUAAGAAUGGCGCCUGCCAGUGCUGCGGUGGAGUCCUGCACCAGUGGUCAAAAGUCCAUAAGUUCCCUUCGGCAAUUGAGGAAACCCGUGGUGGAAAAGCAGAGACGGGACAGAAUAAACAGCAGCAUUAAACAACUCAGAUUGCUGCUGGAGAAGGAAUUUCAGAACAAUCAGCCUCACUCCAAACUUGAGAAAGCGGACAUACUAGAGAUGACAGUCAACUAUUUGAAGCAGCGCCACCUGCUGGUGAAUAGAACAUCAACCCCUGCAAAAAGUCCUUUCCAAGACUAUAGUCAAGGCUACAACCGGUGUCUGGAGGAGACCUUACAAUACCUAUCAUAUUCUGAGAAAAUGGGCCACGCCAACCAAAAUGUCAUUCAAUAUUUCAACAGAGGCCACACAGCGUGCAGAAAAGCACCUGCUACAUCACCACCCAUCUCAGAGAAGUCACCCAAACAUGUCAUCUGGAGACCAUGGUAAAUGACUGUGAUGCGUGAGUCUUCAGAGCUGCA